UCUAAUUAGUCCGGUGAGCCGGGGGUGUGAAUGGCCUGGCGCUUAUCUUUAUUACAACGGCCUAAUCUUUAUUGAUGAGCUUGCUAGACAUGAUCAAACAUAGCCCCUCAUAUAGUAACACAAGGUAGCAAUGGAGGGCAUUUUCGGGUGCAUUCGACACCACCUUGAUUUAGUUUUACUUCAAAGUUCAAGCAGCAUGGUCGUUGAAACAAAAAGAGGCAGUUGGUCUCAGUAUCGCAAUGAAUACAUUGCUGCGCUGACUGCCACACUAUCCCUCGUGGCAACAGUAGCUGCAGCAGGCUGGUCAUCUCCAGCAAUUCCUGCACUGAAGCGCGAAGAUUCACCAGUUCCUAUCACUGCAGAUCAAGGAUCUUGGAUAGUGUCCAUACUUUCGAUUGGUUCAUUUUUCGGCCCCAUCAUUACCGGAUUAGUCGUCGAUGUUCACGGUCGAAAACUUACUCUGCUGCUGUCGGUGAUUCCACUCCUAGUUGGAUGGAUCAUCAUCGGACUCGCUAGCAAUGUGCCAAUGAUUUACCUUGCACGUUUCCUCCAGGGAAUCUCGUAUGGAACCGUAUACUCGGUAACUCCAAUAUAUUUGGGGGAGAUAUCCUCCAAUGCUAUUCGUGGAUCAACAGGAAUACUUGUAACAGUGAUGGCAAAACUAGCAUUUCUUCUUGAAUACAGCAUUGGACCAUUCGUUACAUUUAGAGCGCUUUCCUGGAUAUCUCUUUGCUUCCCCAUAGCAUUCUUAGCUACGUUCUUGUGGAUGCCUGAAACGCCGUAUUACCUUCUUGCUCAAGGCAAUGACAAAGCAGCCAUGAAUAGUUUACGGUGGUUGCGUCGAUUAGAUGAUAAUUCAAUCGAGCUAAAUAAGGAGUUCCAACAGAUGAAGUCACUCAUAGAGAAGCAAAAACAGAAUCAAACUUCAAUGGGAGCCUUGUUUUCUAAAUCUAAUCGAAAGUGCUUGGUGAUCAUACUGUUACUUUCAUGUGGAAUGCAGCUGACCGGAAUCAAUGCUAUUCUGGGAUAUUCGCAAACCAUCUUCUCGAAAUUGGAUAUGAACUUGAAUGCUGCUGAACUAUCGAUUAUCAUGGCGGUCGUGCAACUGAUUGCUGUAAUAAUUCCAACCUUCGUAGUAGACAAAGCUGGACGUCGACCACUGCUAUUCAUCUCCAGUGGUGGAUCAGUUUUGGGAUUGGUCACGUGUAGUGUCUUCUUCACCAUGGAUACCCUCGGGUAUCCCGUUGAAGAGUUCAGCUGGGUUCCGUUCGUAGGCACCCUAUUUUUCAUCAUCUCGUUUGCCGUCGGUCUGGCAACGGUGCCGUUCGCCAUACUGGGUGAAGUGUUUCCCAAGCACAUCAAGGCGAACGCAAACGCUGUAUUUGCCAUGAUAACUUCGGUGGUUGUUUUUGUCGUGGUGAAGUUAUUCCAGGUCAUUUCCGACGGGGCAGGGACGUACGUGUCGUUUUGGAUUUUCAGCUUGUGUACCACGUGUACGGGGGUGCUGAUAUAUUUCUUCAUACCGGAAACCAAGGGAAAGUCGUUCGAGGUUAUUCAGGAAAUGAUGGCAAUGAAAGAGUUAAAAUCGCAGAGUACAAAGAGAACACCGCUGUUAUGUUGAUGAAUAAACAAAUAGUUCAAAUUUUAUAAGGCUGAAAUUUUGUUUUUAUGGUUCCGAAUAACAUUAAGACGGUCAUUGCAUGCUGUGAAAUGUUUUUUUUUGUAUUAUUGAAUAAUUAAAUAAUAAUACAUUUUAUUAAUUACACCGAUAAACAACAUUUCUGCGCAGGUUCAACUCAAAGGGAAGCAUGAACUUUGGAAUCCCCAGAAACACUGGCAAUUUGAAUUUUUCAAAAUUAUUUAGACAGGGCCAAACGGUUAUCUCCUACUAACCACCCUAAUUCUCCAUACAAAAUUUGGAGAAAAACCAUUUGGCCCUGUCUAAAUAUUUUUUAAGAAUUCAAUGUGCACGUGUUUCUGGGGACCCUAAAGUUCAUGCUUCCCCUCGAGUUAAGCCAGCGCAGUCAACUAAAAACUAAAAUUUUAAAAAUAAAAAAAGAGGUGAAAUUGUUUCCUGAAUGUUUUUAUUUGAUUUUAUUAAUGAUUGUAACAUUAAAUUUCUACACAUUUAAAAAAAAUAUAGAUGAAAAAAAACUAAAUUUUUAAAAAC
Messenger RNA from Culex pipiens pallens (northern house mosquito), 2170 nucleotides. Its product is annotated as facilitated trehalose transporter Tret1-like. Gene Ontology annotation, biological process: transmembrane transport. Gene Ontology annotation, cellular component: membrane. The coding region runs from base 131 to 1621 and encodes 496 amino acids. Lineage: Eukaryota; Metazoa; Arthropoda; Insecta; Diptera; Culicidae. The transcript is spliced from 2 exons. The record is from RefSeq and is a predicted model, not a curated record. Gene Ontology annotation, molecular function: transmembrane transporter activity.